CAUUGAACGGCACCGCAUCCGCCAUCGUCACCAACGCCGUGGAUCAGAAGCACAGUACAGCAAGCUCCCAGGUCCAAAACCCCCUCGUGCUGCGUCACCUACCAGCCACCAUGGCCGCGUCCUUCACGCCCGAGCCCUACGACGACGCCGAGGCAGCCGAGUGGCUCAUCUGCGUCGCCUGCGGGACGCAGUUCCCCACGAGCGACCGCUCGGCCGUGACUACGUGCCUCAUCUGCGACGACCCGCGGCAGUACGUCCCGCCGUCGGGCCAGGCCUUUACCACGCUCGCCGCGCUGCGCGCCUCGAACCACCGCAACGUCUUUACGCCCUACCAUCACCAGCAGCAGCAGCAGCAAAAGGGUCACGGCGCCGUCUCCCCGGCGGGCGAAAGCACGGCCGCCGCCGCCACCGCAGACAUCACAUUCGUGACCACGACGCCCAAGUUCGCCAUCGGGCAGCGCGCGGCGCUCGUGCGCACCCCCGCGGGGACCGUCCUGUGGGACUGCCUCACGCUGCUCGACGACGAGACGGUGCGGCGCGUGCGCGACGAGUUCGGCGGGCUGGCCGCCAUCGUCAUCAGCCACCCGCACUACUACUCGACGCACGUGCAGUGGGCGCGCGCGUUCGGCUGCCCCGUGUACGUGGCGGCCGAGGAUCGGGCGCGCUGGACGACGCUCCGCUCCGCGCACCAGGUGGACCUGACGGAGGAGGACACGGAGAUUGUGGUGCGGCGGCGGCAGAGUCGUCAUGGCGGCGCUGGUAGUAGUAGUAGCAGUGAUGAGCGCGGCGGCGAGGCAACUGAGGGAGCCGGAGGAGAAGGAGGAGGACAAGGCGAAGGAGAAGAGCUGCAGCUGGUGAGUACGGGCGCCCGCGCGCUCAAGCUCGGCGGCCACUUCCCCGGGUCCCUCGUGCUGCUCUUCCGGGAACGGCUCUUCAUCGCCGACACGCUGGUCACGACGCCCGCGGGGCUCGGCCGCUGGGACGUGGACAGCCUCGGCACGACUCGCGAGCAGCGGCGGCGGCGACCCUCGGGGCUCAACACGUACGCCUUCCUGUGGAGCAUCCCCAACGCGAUCCCGCUGGGCGUCGACGAGCUGGCGCGCAUGUGGGCGGUGCUGCGGCGGUACGAGUUUCGGGCCACGCACGGCGCGUUUGCCGGCAUGGACAUUGAGGAUGAUAGGGGUGAUGGUGAUGGUGCUGGCGGUGACGGUGAUGAGGGGAACCGCGUCAAGAGGCGCGUGCUGGAGAGCAUGCAGAUCCAGGCGAGGUUCAUGGGAUACGGGACGCAUGCCCUCAUGAGCGAGAGGGUGUAGGUACUUUUGGUCACGGCAGCAGCGAGAUGUUUGUGCCCAGAG
Messenger RNA from Purpureocillium takamizusanense, 1355 nucleotides. RefSeq lists its product as uncharacterized. NCBI's taxonomy places the organism in Eukaryota, Fungi, Ascomycota, Sordariomycetes, Hypocreales, Ophiocordycipitaceae. The record is from RefSeq and is a predicted model, not a curated record. The coding region runs from base 111 to 1313 and encodes 400 amino acids. The transcript has a single exon.